AUGGAUCACGUUAAUCAAGGAGAGUGCAUCAUAUUUGCUCAUCAGUUUUUUGAUAACAAAGAACUGAAGGAACGUAAAUGUGUUGAAGAUGAGAUAAAAACGAUAACAACAACUAUGGUGUCAAAAGGGUUUAACGUAACUACAUGUAGAAAUUACACUGUUGAAGAAAUAAAGAGUACCGUAAAAAAAUUAAAACGAAAGAAUUACUCUAACGAUGAUUGCAUUUGCUUCUUUAUAUUAUCACAUGGUAGCGAAAGAGGAUUUAUUUAUGCAAAGGAUGAAAAUUACAACAUAAGCUAUUUUGAGAAACAUUUCUCUAAAGUUCAAACAUUAUUGAAUAAACCGAAACUUAUAUUUAUCCAGGCUUGUAGAGGAGAGUUGGUUGACAAGGGUGUAAAUGUUCGAGCACAAGAUAAGGUUGAUCGCGUUGUGUCUCAAGAUAAAAUCCCUCAAACGGCAGAUUUUUUUAUAGCUAACAGUACAGCUCCAGGUUAUGUAUCAUUCCAACAAUGGUUUAUUCCAACAUUAAGUAAAACUCUAGAUUUAUACGGUGAAACUGAAGACUUAAAUUCAAUCCUGGAUAUAGUGAAAAACACACUGUCAAGAUAUAAAAGCGAAAGUCCAGGUGAUAGAGACUACGAUGCAGGAAGACAAAUACCAUCCAUACGAUCAACCCUGCGUGGAAAAGUUUAUUUAAAAAAAAAACGCGCCGUACUGUUCGCCAACCCGAUGCGAAAAGCCGAGUACGUGACGAUGCUGGACCCGUUCCAGCAGCACUACGGGGCUAGGCUGGGCGGCGGCCUCAUGUUCCUGCCUGCCUUCUGCGGUGACCUGUUCUGGUGCGCGGCCCUGUUGCGCGCCCUCGGCGCCGCCCUCAACAUCGUCGCCAGCAUCGACCUCGGCCUCGGUGUCGGCGCCACCGCCCUUCUCAUCGCGCUCUACACCAUGUCGGGGGGCAUGUACUCGGUGCUCUGGACAGGCGGCUUGCAAUUCGUCUGCAUAGCAAUGGGACUGGGCUUGUUCCCCGCGUACGCGAACUCGCAUCGGGCCGUGUCGCUGGAGAAAAGCCUGGCUGUCAGGGAUUGGCUGGGCGACUUUAGCAGCGCCGAUCUCGGCGAGUGGCUCGACGCCAUGCUACUCGCCAUUUUCGGAGGAAUACCCUGGCAGAGCUACUUCCAGCGAGUGCUGAUAAUCUGGCGUCCGUCGUUCGCCAGCACCCUGUCGAUAUUUUCGAUGUUCACUUGUUUGGUGCUGGCGGUGCCCUCGGCGAUGAUCGGCAUAAUUGCCCGCUCGACAGACUGGUCGCUCAUCGAGUCUUACAACAAGACCGUCUGGCGGGACAAUGGUGGCGUUGUCACGUCGCUCGUGCUGAGGCACCUCACUCCUCCGUGGGUCUCGUUCUUGGUGCUUGGUGCUAUAUCGGCUGGAAUAAUGGCCUCGGCGGACUCGAGCAUUUUCGGUAUUAGUUCCAUGUUCUCGAGGAAUAUUUACAAGCUGACGAUAAGACCGAAGGCUACCGAAAGAGAAUUGGACUGGGUGCUUCGAAUUUCGAUCGUGAUAGUUGCUUUUCUUUCCGCAGCGAUUGCUCUUAGCGUUAGCAGCGUUUUCUAUUUAGCAUACUUUUGCAGCGACAUCGUUUACGUGGUGCUGUUUCCGCAGCUGCUAUCGGUUGUACAAUGGCCUGCGGCGGUCGAUUCGUACGGAUGCUUAGCUGGAUACGCGGUGGCCGUAGCCAUAAGAAUCUCUGGUGGCGAAAAGAGUCUCGGCAUCCCGACGUUUGUCGAGUACCCGUACUACGACAGCAGGACGCACACGCAAAAGUUCCCGUUUCGCAGCUUGGCAAUGCUAUCGGCGAUCUUUGCUCAGCUGAUAGUCAGCCUCUUCACGCGCAAUCUGCUCGGACGGGGUUAUUUGCCGCGCUGCUGUGAUCCCCUGAACGUCUACGCGCCCGGCAACACCAAGAAUCCCAACGGGGUCGUCCAGAGCAGCUCCGGUGCCGCGCUCAUCGAUUGCGCCAUGAACGAUGCCUCGCCUGGACACCUGUCAGAUGCUCCUACAACGUUAUCGAGCAGCCGUACGGAUUACGACGCGAGUAGCACCGAUACUCAGCUCCAGCAGCCGCUGUCUCACCACCAGCAGCAGCAAUUACAUCAGCAUCAGCAACAGCGUUACGACACCAUAAGUGUUCUGUAUGAGCCAAAGCAGACGCCCGGUAAUGCUGCCCACAAGGCCAACCAAAGCUUGCAGGGCUUGCACGCACUGCGGGAUUCAGUGAGCCCAAAGCAGCAAACAGCGACGGUUAUGAGGGCUGGACAAACGCUGCACCACCCGUCGGCCAUGAUGAGUCAAGCCGCUUCCGGACAGAUUCUCGGAGUCAAAAAUCUCAACUUGACGCCUGGACACGGACCCGACUGCCACGGACCUCAUCCACCAAGGAUCAUUAGCCCUACUGCGCCCUCGGCUAUGGGUUGUACACCAUAUGCUAAAGUACCCACUACGAUAAUAACAAAUGGCAGGCUCGAGGGUGAAAAAGUGGGUGGUGAUCGCAGUAACAUGGAACUAAAUUUGAAUUUGACUGAUGGUGGUGGGAUUGUCAAGAAAAACAUCAAGGGUGUUAAAUUGAUUGGAAUGGAAGGAGGCACACUAAGGCGACCUUCUUUGCAGGGAACUUUUUCACCAACGCCAUCGGUCGAGAUGGUCAACAUAUUCGAUCGGCGCCAGAGCAGCGGCUCGUACGGGCCAAGUUCCCUGUCGCCGAUACCCGGAGUCGAGGCCUGCAAAACCCACGGCACCGCCGUCGGCGGUCAGAGUGGCAACGAGCACUGUAGAAUCAAACGCGGCAUCGUCAGGCACCACAGCUUCAACGACACGGGCGACCGAGGGUUAACCGCGACCUUGGCGCGCCAGCCGGCGUACCCGUCGAUGCCCCUGACGAGUUUGCGCAAGGACGGCCAGGGCAAUAAGAAAAGCUGCGGCAGCCAGACCCAGCACCGCUACUCGUCAUCCCUCAUCGACGACACGAGCGCCAGACCCGAGGAACAGACCUGCCUGGCUCGCACGACCACCCUGCGCAGGGAGAGGUGCAAGUCCCACCGGUACUCCUCGUACGUCGAGGACAAGCAGACCGGUCUCAUGGGCCAUUUGCUCGUCAGCCCGACCUACAGUAUGUACAAUUCGGCCGUCAAGAACUGCAGUAAUUACAUUGUCGUUGCCGACGACGAAGCUGUCAGCAGGUUUUAAAUAUCGUCCUUUUUAUG
Messenger RNA from Copidosoma floridanum, 3257 nucleotides. Its product is annotated as high-affinity choline transporter 1. Gene Ontology annotation, molecular function: choline:sodium symporter activity. Gene Ontology annotation, cellular component: plasma membrane. Gene Ontology annotation, biological process: transmembrane transport; acetylcholine biosynthetic process; choline transport. Lineage: Eukaryota; Metazoa; Arthropoda; Insecta; Hymenoptera; Encyrtidae. The record is from RefSeq and is a predicted model, not a curated record.